AUGGGCAAGCAAGGGGUACACAACCUUCAGACGAAGGCCGAAUUUGACCAGGCCAUGACCGACAAAGAUACCCUCAUGGUUCUCGACUGCUUCGCAACAUGGUGCGGACCUUGCAAGGUCAUUGCGCCUCAAGUAGUCAAAUUUUCAGACGCCUACCCCGACGCCAGAUUCUACAAGCUCGACGUUGACGAGGUCCCGGAAGUUGCGCAAGAGCUAGGCAUCCGCGCCAUGCCGACUUUCCUGUUGUUCAAGAACGGCGAGAAGGUUGGUGAGGUUGUUGGGGCCAACCCGAAGGCGCUCGAGGCCGCCAUCAAGAGCAACCUGGGCCAGUAG
Coniosporium apollinis CBS 100218 is the source of this 333-nucleotide messenger RNA. RefSeq lists its product as uncharacterized. Bases 1 to 333 code for a protein of 110 amino acids. Gene Ontology annotation, molecular function: protein-disulfide reductase activity. The record is from RefSeq and is a predicted model, not a curated record. NCBI's taxonomy places the organism in Eukaryota, Fungi, Ascomycota, Dothideomycetes. The transcript is spliced from 3 exons.